Messenger RNA from Arctia plantaginis, 363 nucleotides. NCBI's taxonomy places the organism in Eukaryota, Metazoa, Arthropoda, Insecta, Lepidoptera, Erebidae. The record is from the annotation of a GenBank genome assembly.
AUGUUGCUCGGUCAGCAUUCUAGCGCGCGACUGGACUCUCUGGCCAGGCAGCGACGCGGUCUUGUAGACGGCGUAAGAUAUCUCGCUAACAGUCUGUUCGGCGUAUUAGAUGGCCGAUUCGCCGAACAAUAUCAAAAGGAUAUCAGGUUACUGCGUGACAACCAACGGCAUAUUUCGUCAUACUGGCAGAAUCAAACAUCUAUUAUCAAAACACAAUAUUUUACUGUGAUUGCGAACAAAAUGCAAUCUAGUGAGUUGAACGUAAAACCUGAGGUAUACGCUCCAGUAAUACCACCAAUAAAUCAGAUUAUCAACAUCCCUAUCCCACACUUAGUUCCACUGAACGAAUGUGGAAAGUUAUGA